AUGAGCGGAGAAGCGGCCACGAGAAAGAAGAAGCGUCAAUCUGUAAGUUUCAAUCUGUAAGAAUCGUAGUGAUCCAUUUCGAAUUUUUUUGAAGAUACUUCGGGUGAGACAAGAAGUCGACGAAGCGAUUGUAUUUGAAAAUGAUAACGAGAAGACGACUAUGCGCAGAAGAGUUAGUUUUCAAAAUGUGAAGCACGUAAAGUAUGUUUGUGAUCUGUGAACACAGAAUGAAAAAUCAUUUUAGAGAGUUUGACAAAGAUGUCGCGAAUUUACUCGAUGUCACGCCGAUCAGGGAAAGAAUUACUGACACUAUUGACUCCGAUGGAAUUCUUACGUUUGUCUCGAAAAAUAUUUCUGAUAUUCUCAAAUUUUACAGCCCCGGUCGGGCGGCCAGCAGAGCUUCUGUUAAUUCCGACGCCAACACUACAGAUUUGAGGGUUUUUGGCCUCGAUUCUGAAGGCAAGCUUCUUUCUUUUUUUUUGUUGCGAAUAAUUUAUUUCUAAUUCAGCACAUGUCGACCUGAAUGUGACGCAUCGGACUAUUGUAGAUAUGGCAGUCGAUAGUCAGUUUCAUAGAUUGGAUUUUUUUAAAAAUCUAAUGAUGAUAAUUUUGAGAAAAGCUUUUGACUUUCCUUUUCCUUAUAAUAAUAAUUUUACAGCAUCUAUGGAAGUUUCACAAAACAACGAGAACGGAAAUACGAUUUACGAAGACACGGUUUGUAUAAUAUUUGCUGGUUUUUAAAUCAAUAAGUCAAUUUUUUAACUGAACGCGAUUAAGAGGUAUUUUAUAUUUGAAUGGUCCAGUUAUUUCUUGCAUCAAGUUGAAAAAUAUUCUCUUUGUUAGAAACCGUAACCACUGUAAGAGUUGAAUUUUCCGAUUUUCAAAAAAAAAACUAAUCUGAUUUUUUUUUUGUUUUGUUGGGAUUUUUUAAUUAUUAAAUUCUUUCCCUGCUUUCCCUGAUUUUGCACACAAGAAUAUUCCAAUGGAGUAUUUUUAACACAUUUUUUUGCAGUUUGUUAUUUUCAAACCACCCAGCGGAAAGUUGAACAAGACGGUUAACGAAACGGUCAACAUGGAUAUUUCAAUGCGUCCAGCCUCACCCUCUUUACUUGAUGACACUGUGGGAUCGUUUUGCAAUUUUUUUCUUCCAAAUCUUCUUUUUAAAUAUUUUUUUGUAAAUGUAUGUUUUUCUGCAGCUGGCGGCGAUAAAAAAAUGCGAUCUCCUGCACGAAACCAACAAAUUGUGCACGACGUGACACGGAGGACCGUCGUAGACAUGUCGAUCGAUGAUAAAGAUUCCACUCGUUGAUUCAUCUCAAUUUUUAACGGAAAAUUUCUUUGUUUCAGUGAUAGGAGACAGCGAUGACCAUCCAAUGGAUAUAUCGGCUGAUUGUACGGUGAGACUUUUUUAUCUGUGAAAUUCCAAUUUGUGCUAAGUGAAUGCCGAGAAGAGCGCUAAAGGAGUGCUUCAAAUGAACUCUGAAACCUCAAAACCUUCUUUUCUCGUUGAAAAGUUUUCCAUGACCCUUUUUCCCUGCAAAAAGUUGACUUAUGCAAAAGAAAAGUUUUUUAUCCUUUUUUUCCAGACAUUUCAAAAUCGUGUUGAUGGAAAUUGGUAAAAAAAAAAAUGGAUUAAUUGAAUUAAAUUUUCGCGAUAGAUGAAUGAAAAUGUUCUAUGAGGCGGAGACUAUUGUGUUUUGAGAACGCAAGUUCGACCUUGUUUCAAUACUCCUAAUACAGCUCCGCAUGUUCGACCCAUCGACACCCCGACGAGUCGCGGCGAAAGCGGAGGAAAGUCUCGUGGACAUGGACAUUUCGGUCGCCCCAACAGUCGAUCUCCCGGUUCGCUCUAAUGAAAAGAUCUAAAUUCAUCUGAAUUUUCACAGGCUUCUGUCGUUCCUGUCUGUGGCGGUUUGGAUGACACUCUUUACGCCAUUUUUGGAAACCAGGUUGAAACUGAUUCGAUUUCCACCGAAAUGAGAAUCUUUUGAGGUUUCUUCCUCGAACACUUCGACCCCACUCCGACGGUCUGCAAGAGUGGCGGCCGACGUGACGCCGACCCGAAAAUCUCCGGGUAGAAAUAAUCGGUCGCCUGGUAGAUCUGCUACCAAGUCGCCUGGGAAGUCUUUCAACGAAAUGUACCAAUCGGUUCGUGCUAGUUUCUUUUUUUCAAGUCAAAAUUCGUUGUUUGUUUAGGUUUUGAUGGAGAUUGAGGAGGAAGAUGAUGAUGGAGGGCUUCCCAGAUGUCCGCCUGUUCCAGAAACGCCGUCCAAGUUUGAGUCGACGAUGGACGCUCUGCUGGCCAUUCCUCAGUCCAGUUGUCCUCCAAACGUGGGCGAUUCAGCCGUGGUAAGCUUUCUGCCCUUUUCUUUUGAAUUGAGUUUUCCUUGACAUUCUAACAUGAUCGUAGUCUGAUUGAAAAUGUUGACCUGGCUUAAAAAGGGUUUAGUUAGAGUUAGGGUUUUGAUUUCUGGGAUGUAGAAGACGUGGGAAACACUAACCGUAAACGGCAAUAAUUGAUCCGAUUCUUUGAUUUUCCGAAAUAGGUUCAAACGUUUUCCGGUUUUAAUUAGAUUAAACGAUUUUUGAGUAAUUUUUAAACUUUGUUUUUUUACAAUUCGGUUGGCGAAUUUUAGGUGUAUAGUUUUGGAAACGAAAAAAAAUUUAGAAAAGUGCCUUCGAAAUGAAAAAUAGAGUAACUGGGCGAUUUCAAAGCCUUUCCAAACAUUUUCUCAAAAAUUUUUUUCUAGUUAUUAUUUGGCGCUAAUAUUUUUCACUUCUUACUGUCAUUAAGAAAAAUUACCCCAAGCCAUCUGAAUUAUUUUUUUAAUCGUCUACGAUUCCAUCAGAGGAAACUGUUCUCAUCAGAGUAAAGUUGUUAUCGAGAUGAAUUCAUCCAGAGUUUUACAAAUAGUUAAUUUUUUUUGCCCAUACAGCAUCUGAUAUUAGACAAUUUUGCUAUUCUGUUUUUUUUUUCAAAGGAAGUGGCGACCCCGGUGAAUCCCACUCUGACGUAUUUGGCAAUGCCGGAAUGCCAAGAAAAAACUGGAGACUUAACGCAAAAGAACGUCGGCGAUAGCACGAUGUCGUUGGCAUCGCCGCCACAAGUCGACCAAACUAUGGAUAUGGGCGAUCGGACGAGGAACAACAUCUCGAUGGCGUUGGAGACGCCGCGACGCGACUUCCAAGCAGUAGCCAACCAGACAGUCACGGACGUCAUCGAUCGCAGUACCCUCAAAGUUUUGCGGAGGUCUUCCAUCCUGGUUCGAUUCUUGUCUUCGACGAAUCGACCUCCUGGGUUUCAGAACUCGCGAAGGCCGAGUUUGGACUCCAGCCAAAUGUCCAUGUCUUUAGCUGUUGACUCUCCUCGCCAUCGCGACAUUUUCAGUAUUGUGAGUAUAAUAUGUUCAAAACGUUGAUGUAAGUGCUUAAAUGCGAAUAUAAUUUUUUUUAGUCAAGGGUCACUUCAAUCUUUUGAUUUUUGUACCUCAAAGUACACCAACGUUGCUAAAAAGAUAUUUUUUAAAUGAUUCUGAGAAGCUUCGUCGGACAGUGAUUUUCAAACAGACCCAAUCGGUUCGGUCCUCGCCGAGCGUCUCCCUCAUCGCUCCCGCUGACGAGGCCCAAACCUCCGCAAAUUCUUCUCAACUCAGCUGUUCCACGCUUCCGCCAAUUUCCUUCAAUCCCCUUGUAUCGAAUGUUGGUUUCCAUUCAUUAACCUCUUUUAAUUUUCAUUUUAGAUACUGUAUAUCAGAAAUGUGGAAGAAGAAGAGAGCGAGAGAGUGGCGACGUUGCGAAACCAAGCAACGGAACUGCUUCUGAACAAAAUGCAAGAAAUAAAUGAGAAGUUUGUUCUGUAAUUUUCAUUAGAACAAGUGGAAUGGUGGUUUACUUUUUCGGUUGGAAAUUGUUCUCAUAGGUAAAACGGAAAAGUUCCUUUGAGGAUCCUCAAAGGAUCCUGAGAGGGAGAUAAAAAGCUUCCUCUAAAAGCUCCUAAAAUGAUUUAAAAAAGCUUUUGAGCACCUUUUUCAUAGCCUCAGAGGAUCCUUUUUGAAUCCUCUCGGAUCUUUUUAGUUGCUUUCUAGCAUCCUUUUUGUCAGAGGAUGUGAAAAAGACGCAAAAAAGAAUUGAAAUGAUGUAAAAAAAGAUCUGCUGGGGACCCUUUCAAGGUCUUUUUUUGAGAAAAGCUUUUGGGGAGCUUUUCAGUUUUGCCCGAGCUGAAUCCAUAUAAAAACCUCUUAGAUGUGCCAGGUGAAGAUCAUGAAUGUCUCACUUAGCACCAAAUCCAAAUGCCGUGUUCAAUUUGAUUACGCGAAAUGCAAAAUACCCGUUAGAGAAAGGAAAAUAUCACUAAACUUUGGAGAGUCAGAGAUCAUUUUGCGUUUCGCGGAAUCAAAUUGAACACGGCAUAAAUUUGAAAACGCACCGUCAAGGUUCUAGAAUCUGGAAUAUCGAUAAAAAGGUCAUGUAAAGGAAUUUUCCUUUUCGUGUUAAAUAAAAACGUUUUAGACAUACAUCGGCUGGACCCCACUCCAGUUUUUCUCGUACGAAAAAAAAAGUUUGAAAAUUUACUGAGAUAGGCCGCAAUUUUCGAGGGGUGGGCUGCACCCCGGGGUGGGAUUCAGCCGACGUAUGGUUUUAGACGAUUGCCAGGCAAAAAGCUAAAUAUUAUUUUUUUUUUUUCAAGCCUCGAUAUCCAUAAUUGUUCUAUUGAUCUUUUAGAAGUCAAGCUGAGGUAGCAGAAGCUUUCACGGCGCUGGAAAAUAUUUGUUCCGAGGAAAAACUCGAUGUUUAUAAGAAUAUGGACCGCAGAAAGGUUAGAAAUCGAUGAUAAUUACCAUUCUGUGACGUUUUCUCAGAUGAACGCCGACGAAAGAGAACUGAUGUUGGCAGGUUUGCGAUUUUCCGAGUUGCAGGUCCUCGAGGCGCGCGCAGAAUGUGCCAAUCAGUUUGAUCGGAUCGCCAAGGUUUUGAAGACUAUCUUUGACUUCCCUGAAGCCCGAUUCAGGCACAGUCGCAGGAAUUGCAAGAAGAAAUCGAUAAAAUCGAAGAAAUGAACUCGCAACUCGUCAACGUUGGUCAACUGCAAGACGGUAAAAAGCUAUUUUUUCCCAAUAAAACUAUGUCGGUGUUCUAGAAAUAGCGCAGUUGGAGUUCGAAAUGGCGGGAGUCGAGAACUUGACGGAAGACGACAUUCAUCGCUUCAUGGCUGAACGAAAGGAGCACGAAUUACUCGGCGACAAGGCUCUUACCAAGAAACUAGAAGACAUUCAUCAGGUAUCACUUUCAUGUAGUUUCAACUCCUUGUCACAUCCCAAAAAGUAGGCGUUCGAAAGAUUGUAAUGAAAACUUUCAAUUUGUCAAGGAUUCGGAUAAUAUAAGAUAAAAAUGGAAACAAUUGAAAUUUUUUUUAUAACCUUUUUUUUAAAUAAUCGAGAUGGUAUGAAGAUUUUUUCAAUAAUUUGCAUUUUUUUUUCAGACGCUGAAUCUUCUUUUUGAACAAGAGAACGUUGGAAAAUCAAAAGUUGGAAAAAAAUCCUCCAACAAUUGCAAAUCAAGAUCGAUCAAGAUGCUCAGCGGAAUCUCCGACUAA
Messenger RNA from Caenorhabditis auriculariae, 5593 nucleotides. NCBI's taxonomy places the organism in Eukaryota, Metazoa, Nematoda, Chromadorea, Rhabditida, Rhabditidae. The record is from the annotation of a GenBank genome assembly.